AUGUGGCGUUGUUGUUGCCGAGAGGUGGCCACCGAGACCACUGGAGCGGCUCAGAUCGCUUCGCUCUUGGCUGAUGGGCGGCAGCUGGUCGAACACCACCUGUGGGUUUUACUCUAUGCCCUCGCAGCUCCAGAGGCGGCUGGGCCUGCUCAGCCACCAAGCUAUCAAGAGAUGGCAGCGGCCAGUUGGGAGCAGACACGGAGCAAGGAAGGAGCGACCGACGGGAGUUCACCAAAGACCUCAGAUCCGUCUCAGAAGAGCCAGUGCCAUCGUUUGCUUGCAGCUCUACUACGGCAGGCCCACUUCGAUCCGAGCAACGAGGCCGAACUCCCAGAUGGUGAGGCACCUGGAGGUGCAGGCCUGGCGGAUGCGGACGUGUCGUGCCCCAAGUUCCCGGAGAUGUUGGAGGAGCUCCGAAGCUCAUGGCAAGCAUCAGCGCCCAAAGACAGCGGCCUGCUGGAGCCCUUUGAAGACGCCCGAGCCAGCGAGGCAAGACAGGCCCACUUGGACCUGUGCGGGUUCCUGGACAAGUUCUGCUUUUUCUUGGCGGCCUUGCGCCCCUACCAGCGCUUGGCCUCGGCGGGGGGCGAUGCGGCUUUGUGCUGGCUCCGCCGCGGUCUCGGCCAUUUACUCCAGGAACUGGACAAGAGCAUGGUUCAAAUGCGCCAGGCUCGUUUGGUGCUCCUUCGAACAGCGAAGAGGCAGCUGCAGGACUUGGCGAAGGGGAUCGCGGAUGCCAAGGCCCAAGAGCUUCGAUGGAUGCAGGACUUGCGACACAUCGACGAGCUCCGUUUGGAUGAGCUACAUCAAGCCGUUGCCGCGCGCUGCACGCAGGUGACGUCCCUGACUAGUGCCAUUCGAGAGGUGGAGCUGAAAGCCAAGGCCAAAGAAGGACUGCAGCAGAUUGCAGCAGCUUUCUUGUCCCCAGACUUCCAGGCGCGCUGCUCGUUGGCGCUGCCCGAAAGGCUGGCUUCGGACAUGAGGGAGCUGCUACCUGGCCGCAACGAGAUAUCUGGACUUGUCAAAAGCUCAGGGACGCUUCUGGUGUGCGACCGCAAAAACCGACGGAACUGGCUGCUUUCACAGUCUUGCCGGGCGGGGAGCCUGGGCAAGGCCGAAAGACUCGAUUGUGCUCUAGCAGGGAGAACCAGUUUCAACCGAGAAAGACAGGAAGUUCACCUGUUUCGGCCUGUGAAUGCUUGUUCAUCCAGGGUGUCUUCGGACCAGGCCAGGGUGACAGGCGACGAUCGUUUGAGAUGUGAUCGUUAA
Molecule: messenger RNA, 1269 nt
Organism: Durusdinium trenchii
Lineage: Eukaryota; Dinophyceae; Suessiales; Symbiodiniaceae
Source: the annotation of a GenBank genome assembly